AUGUUAUAUGAACUUAAUUUCGAAGCCAUUUGUCGGUUUCCUGCGAAUGACAGUGCUUUCGAGCUAGAGUUUCUCUAUAAUGAUCAUACAUUCAGACACAACACAUUUUACAGAAAUGAUGGUUCAGGAGUCGGUUCAGAACGAAAUUGGUGGUUUAAUCCAUUGCCAAAUAGUCAUCAUUUUAUAAAAUCAGAUAUUAUUGAACUUUUCUCACGCUUCGAAACCUUAGAAACAAAUUUACUCGCAUCCUCACAUGAUGAUCUUGAUGGAGAACAUACUGCAUGGUUGAAAAACACAAAUGUCAGUACCACUUGUUAUGAUGAUCCAACAAAAGAUUAUUCAGGACGAGUCGCCUCAAAGGUUGUUCUUGACAAUCAGACGCAUGUCAAUGAGACAUCGUUGAAAUUUUGCGAUGAAUUACGACCGAAUUUAAUAUUGAAAACUGGUGGAACAGGAAUCAAUUCAGAUGAUAUCACACCAGAAACUAAUACACCACUUGUCGAAGAUCAAUGUGUAGUGAUUAAUAUCGGUACUGAAUUACCCGACACGAGAAGAGUAUGUGUAUUAUUUCUGAAUGUUCAUUGAAUCACGAUAUAUUAUUUAUGUGUUUAACUUGAAUUUGUAAACUAUCUUCGGUAUUUAUGCUCUGUUUAGUGAUAUUGGUGAUGAUAUUCAGAUGGGUGAACAUGUUUAUACAAAAGAACGUUCGUUUAGGAUCCACUGAAUUAGGUUUACUUGCUACAGUUGGACUACAAAUAAUAUAUGUUUAUGAGAAACCAUGUGUAGUCAUUAUUUCAACUGAUAGUGAGAAAUUCAUUAUAAUAAUAAAAUCAUUCUUAUGAGUGCAUUAAAAGAUUUGAAUAUACAACAUGGUAUAUUCUUUCAGUAUGACAUUAUAUAUAACAAAUAACUUUAAUCCGUAUUCCGUAUCGUUUCAAACAACUAUUUCGAGAAUUUAUUCUAGUGAAACAUCGCUUAUUUAGACAUUACAAUCUCAUCAUCCAAUAGUUCAUGCACAGAUAUGUAUACUUGAAUUAGCAUAGGACAUUUUUAUUUGAUCAUUUAGUUUAAUGAAUCCAUCGACUAUCUUGAUCCACGACCUAGUCAUCAUUGAAUGGUCAACAAAAUCUUCAAUUUCAAUAGCACUCAUUCUUGUGUGGAUGUGUCUGUGGAUUGUAUUUUUCAUUGACACCCAAACCUUCAAGCCAUAUAUUUUGUUGUAAUGUCGUUCUUCUUUUUCUGGUGAUCAUAAAACGCCAUG
This is a messenger RNA of Rotaria socialis, 1261 nucleotides long. The record is from the annotation of a GenBank genome assembly. NCBI's taxonomy places the organism in Eukaryota, Metazoa, Rotifera, Eurotatoria, Philodinida, Philodinidae.